AUGUCUAGAGCUAAGAGAAUUAUGAAAGAAAUCCAAGCUGUCAAGGAUGAUCCUGCAGCUCAUAUCACUCUUGAAUUUGUGAGUGAAUCUGAUAUCCAUCAUUUGAAGGGCACAUUUUUGGGUCCACCUGGAACACCGUAUGAAGGUGGCAAAUUUAUUGUGGAUAUUGAAGUGCCUAUGGAAUAUCCAUUCAAGCCACCAAAGAUGCAGUUCGACACAAAAGUAUACCAUCCAAACAUAUCAUCAGUGACGGGUGCCAUUUGUCUGGAUAUUCUUAAGAAUGCAUGGUCGCCAGUGAUAACGCUAAAGUCUGCAUUGAUUUCGCUGCAAGCACUGUUACAAUCUCCAGAGCCUAAUGAUCCUCAAGAUGCUGAAGUAGCACAACAUUAUCUACGGGAUAGGGAAUCUUUUAAUAAAACUGCGGCACUAUGGACGAGAUUAUACGCCAGUGAGACUUCCAAUGGCCAAAAAGGCAAUGUAGAGGAGUCUGAUUUAUAUGGGAUUGAUCACGAUCUAAUUGAGGAGUUUGAAUCCCAAGGUUUUGAAAAGGACAAGAUUGUCGAAGUUUUGAGAAGACUAGGCGUUAAGUCCCUAGACCCCAAUGACAACAACACGGCCAACCGUAUCAUCGAAGAAUUGUUGAAGUGA
Saccharomyces paradoxus is the source of this 648-nucleotide messenger RNA. RefSeq names its product E2 ubiquitin-conjugating protein UBC1 (gene UBC1). The transcript has a single exon. Lineage: Eukaryota; Fungi; Ascomycota; Saccharomycetes; Saccharomycetales; Saccharomycetaceae. The coding region runs from base 1 to 648 and encodes 215 amino acids. Gene Ontology annotation, molecular function: protein binding. The record is from RefSeq and is a predicted model, not a curated record.